AAACGGCCCCACGAAAGGCAGCACGCCGUUCGCUCGCCAUUUUGCGAACACGAAGUGACAAGUUUGUUUAAAAAUAUUUGCUACGAAGAGUUGACCGUGAAGAAUUUUUUUUUUUUUUUUUUUCCUUUUACUUAACCGUAAAGGAGAGUCAUAUAUAUACUCGUUCGAAAAUUACCAACCAUGGAUGUGAAAAAUAUUAUCGAGGAGGUUCAGGCCAUUAAGGUUUAUCCUCAUAUGAUGUUCAACGCUUCCAAGCUGAAAAUCCUGAGUGACUACGUAGACAUCGCCUUCGGAAACAACGAAUACUUCGACAAUGAAGUGAUGCUGACGCUGUUGAGGCUCUUCUGUUUGUACCCACACUGCUUUGAUAAAAUUGUAAUAAAAAAAAUCCUCGUGUGUGUCCUGUAUAACAUAAAUGACAUAGACAUGAAUACCUACCUAAGUCUCAUUAACCCUAACCUGUAUGAUGACCACAUCAGAAGUAUCGUCUAUCUGUACGACUUGAUUAAAGAGUGUCAUUUUAUUAAAAUGUGGAGUUGCAUUAACAACAACCAAUGGAUGGAUAAUCGAAGCUGUGACUACUCCUUCUUGACAAGUCAUGACAAUUUUAUUUGCAACAUCAGGAAAUACAUACUCAACUGUAUUACUUUAAGUUUUGAAAAUAUUUCUCUUGAAAACAUGGCUGCUUAUUUGAAUUUCCACGAUAUGAACGAACUGGAAAAUUUUUUAAAUGAGAACAAAUGGACCAUUAAAAAGGCUAUGCACAAAGAUGAGGAGGUGAAAAUUUGUUCCAACGGCAACAUAGAAACGAUGCAACAGAAUAAGAAGAGCAUCAAUACGUACUUUAACGAGGACAAUAUAUUAUCUUACAUUAACAAACUUAACAAUUGA
Molecule: messenger RNA, 891 nt
Organism: Plasmodium cynomolgi strain B
Lineage: Eukaryota; Apicomplexa; Aconoidasida; Haemosporida; Plasmodiidae
Product: eukaryotic translation initiation factor 3 subunit 11
Exons: 2
Coding region: 181-891 (236 amino acids)
Biological process (GO): regulation of translational initiation
Cellular component (GO): cytoplasm; eukaryotic translation initiation factor 3 complex
Molecular function (GO): ribosome binding; translation initiation factor activity
Source: RefSeq, a predicted model, not a curated record